This is a messenger RNA of Cryptotermes secundus, 323 nucleotides long. RefSeq names its product ribosome biogenesis protein BMS1 homolog. The record is from RefSeq and is a predicted model, not a curated record. Gene Ontology annotation, molecular function: U3 snoRNA binding; GTPase activity; GTP binding. Gene Ontology annotation, cellular component: nucleus; 90S preribosome. NCBI's taxonomy places the organism in Eukaryota, Metazoa, Arthropoda, Insecta, Blattodea, Kalotermitidae. Gene Ontology annotation, biological process: endonucleolytic cleavage of tricistronic rRNA transcript (SSU-rRNA, 5.8S rRNA, LSU-rRNA); maturation of SSU-rRNA from tricistronic rRNA transcript (SSU-rRNA, 5.8S rRNA, LSU-rRNA); ribosome biogenesis. The transcript is spliced from 2 exons. The annotation marks the transcript as partial.
CUGAUAGACUUGAGGAUUUGACUCCCCCAGAACUGAUAAGACAGAAUCCCAAAGUGGACCGUACAGUCAGUUUGUAUGGUUUUGUACGAGGAAUGGCUUUAAAUAAAAUGAGCAGCAUACACAUUCCAGGUUGUGGAGAUCUGAAAAUUCAUGAUGUUUCACAUCUCCCAGACCCAUGUCCAUUGCCAGAUAAACUGAAGAAGAGAAGUCUUGUGGAAAAGGAGAAGUUGAUUUACGCACCAUUCUCAGGAGUUGGAGGCAUUGUGUAUGACAAGGAUGCUGUCUAUGUUGAACUAGGGGGAAGUCAUUCACAUGCACAUCGG